AUGGCGGCGGCGGCCGGGAGCGGCGCCGAGGCGGCGGCCAGGCGGGAGGGGGCGGCGGAAGAGGAGGAGACGGCGGCGCCCGCCGAGGAUGAGGAGGACGAGGAGGAGGACGGCGGCGGGAGCAGCAGCAGCGGCGGCGGCGGCUCCGCCAAGGCGGCGGCGGCCGGCGGCGAGAGCGAGGAGGGCGAGGAGGGUGAGGACGUGUUCGAGGUGGAGAAGAUCCUGGACGUGAAGACCGAGGGGGGUAAGGUUCUCUACAAAGUCCGGUGGAAAGGCUACACCUCUGACGAUGAUACCUGGGAACCAGAGAUUCAUUUGGAAGACUGCAAGGAAGUGCUGCUGGAAUUCAGAAAGAAAAUUGUGGACAAAUCUGUUAAAAAAGACAUCCAGAAACUUUCUCUAAGUGAUGAUGUAUUUGAUGCAGAAUCAGACAGUGACUGGCAAAGUGAAACAAAAGAAGAUAUUUCACCAAAGAAGAAAAAGAAAAAGUCAAAAGAUGGAGAGGAUAGAAGCCCAGAUGAGCUGAGGAAGAAAAAGUCUAAGUCUGUGAAGCUCAAAGAAAAACACAAAAUAGAACGUGCGAAUUCUUCAGAUAGUUUGGUUUCAGAUUCCAAACCAAAAAAAAGGACUUCAGAAACCAGGGAGGAUUCAAAAGAUCCGAAGAAGCAAAAGAAAGAAGAUGCUAAAGAAGUAAAGAAAAAGAAGGGAGAAUCUAAAGAUUUAAAAAUAAAAUCUAAAGAGGACUCUAAAAAAUCACGGAAGGAGAAGCAGGGAGACCUUCAGUUUGACUCAGAAUCAAGCACUUUAGAUGACUCAUUUUCUCAAGGAGCUGAUAUUGAAAAUUCAGAUUUAUAUUCUGAAAAUAAAGACAAGCAAAAGGUAAGAAGUGGAAAGGAGAGGCUGGGACAAGAAAUUGCUGAAAAGGAUUCCAUUUCCGAUAGGCAUCCUGAUGGAUCAGCUAGUAAUGAGGAUGAUAGUAUUGAAGUUAAGGUUAAAAGAAAGAAGAAGAAAAUUCAGAAAGCUGAAGAUUGUAAAGAGGAAGGUAGAAAAGCGGAGGGCUAUUUGGAGAAGAAAAGCAUGCACAAAAGGCAAAGAAGUCAAGAGAAAAUGAGAGCAGUGACUGCAGAUUUGGAGAAGGUGCCACCCGCAGCAGCACCGAAGGGUUGGAAAUCGGGCGCUGACGACAGGGGCCGCAGGGCGACUGAUCCCGCGGGGGAGGAGAAAGAAGUAAAAAAAAACGAGACAAAAGAAAAAUCCCAAAAAAGAGAAUCUGAGAAAGAAGAAAAGAGCAGAAGAGAACAGAAGGGCCUAAAAAGCUAUAAGGACAUCAAAAGCACAUUCGACUUGCUUAACGUAGCUUCAGAGGAGAAAAAUGACUUUUCUGAGAAUAACCGCAAAAGGGAAGAAUCCUGUCUGGACUACAAAUUUGUGGAAGAAUUAAAAUCAAAGGAGAGCAAGAUGCACAAGGAAAGGAGGAGCGUGAGGGACGAGACGGAUACGUGGGCCUACAUCGCGGCGGAGGGGGACCGAGAAGGGCUGGACGUCUGUCAGCUGGACGAGAGCUCUGAUGGCAAGCAGCAAGUCCUGAGUUUGGGUAUGGACAUGCAGUUAGAAUGGCUGACGCUCGAAGACUUUCAGAAGCAUCUUGAUGGAGAAGACGAGAAUCACAUCUCUGCAGAACCAAUAUCAAGUACUCUCCUGAGGGAUGCAGUUAAAAAUGGAGACUAUAUGACAGUGAAGAUGGCACUUUCUUCAAAUGAAGAAUAUAACCUGGAUCAAGAGGACUCCAGCGGGAUGACCCUCGUGAUGCUCGCAGCUGCCGGCGGGCACGACGACCUCCUGCGCGUCCUCAUCAGGAAGGGAGCUAAGGUGAACGGCAGGCAGAAGAAUGGAACGACUGCCCUCAUACACGCAGCUGAAAAGAACUUUCUCACCACGGUAGCCAUUCUGCUGGAAGCGGGAGCGUUCGUGAACACGCAGCAGAGCAGCGGCGAGACUGCCUUGAUGAAGGCGUGUAAGAGAGGGAAUUCUGAUAUCGUGCGGCUUAUGAUUGAAAGCGGAGCGGACUGUAACAUUUUGUCCAAGCACCAGAACAACGCGCUCCAUUUUGCUAAGCAGUGUAAUAACGUGCUGGUGUAUGAGCAGCUCAAGAACCACUUGGAAACGCUCUCGCGGGUGGCCGAGGACACCAUCCGGGAGUACUUCGAGGCCCGUCUCGCCCUGCUGGAGCCCGUCUUCCCCAUCGCCUGCCACCGACUCUGUGAGGGGCCCGACUUCUCCACGGACUUUAACUACAGACCUCCACAAAACGUGCCAGAAGGCUCGGGAAUUCUUCUGUUUGUUUUCCACGCAAAUUUCUUCGGUAAAGAAGUGAUCGCUCGGCUCUGUGGACCCUGCAGUGUGCAGGCUGUGGUUCUGAACGACAAAUUUCAGCUUCCUGUAUUUUUGGACAGUCACUUUAUUUAUUCCUUCAGCCCUACCGCAGGCCUCAACAAGCUCUUYAUCCGGCUGGCAGAAGCUCCCACUGCCAAGGUGAAGCUGCUGAUCGGGGCCUACCGAGUGCAGCUGCACUGACCCGYGCCCUGUGUCACACCGCACCGGGGCAGCACCCCGGCCUGCCUGCACGGCCUGCCCGCUGCUGCGUCGGGGCUCACAGAGCAGUCUGGGACUUCGUGGCCCUGCGCUGGGGCCGAAGCUGCCUCCUCAUCCUCAUCCCUGGCGGAAGGUGCCCGCUGGAGAGCGGCCCAUAGGCUGCUCUCGAGGGCAGGGCUGCCCGGCUCCCUGCUGGGGCGGCUUUGUACAGAUGUAGGUGUAAGUAUUUGUGCCAAUAUAUAUAGCUCUGUUUAACUUGUGGAGUCCAGACUGCCUAUUGGAGCUUUUCCACAAUGUGGAAUGGUGAUAUAAGAACUAUUUAAAGUAACUACAUAAAAUGUCUUUUUUAAUAGAAAGAACUACCAUUUGUAAACUAAACUUUUCUACUUGCCCGGACCUUGGUGUUUCUCAGUAAAACGGAGCAGUGUCUGUUCUUGGAGCUGUGAGGGCGAGGGCACGGCCUUAGCCGGGCUGCGCUCUGCUUUGAAGCACUUUCCUCUGCGAGAAGGCGGGUCCGUGUCCAGGCAGCCCCGGCUGAGGCUCUUUGCAGGCAGGAACACCACGAGCUCAGCAGGUUUCAGGCUGAGGGGACUGCAGUCGCUCCUGGCUACGCUGCUGCUUUAGGACUUAAUUUUGUACUAGAGAAGCAACUGACGGAUAGCUCUGCAGGCGUCUCAGCUCGUGAGCCCUUCAUGAAGUGACAGGCAGCAGCAAAUGGGGCCGAAAGGGCAGACCCGAGACCUUGGCCCUUGUGGGCAGCGCUUGGUGCUGCCUGAGGACGGCAGCUGUUGUCAGCCCCACGGGCAGGCGCUGCUGCCCCACACGGCGCCUCGGGGCAGGCGCUGCUGCCCCACACGGCGCCUCGGGGCACGGAGCCGCUCUCCAGCUGGCACUGCACGGACCCAGUUCCUCAGCUGACAGCAGCUCGGUAAGGGCUCUGUGCUGGCAAACACAGCUGUAGAACUUCAGCAUGAAGUACAGAGUAUUUUUGUUUGUAAAUUAAAACAACCUCUUGAAAAGUAAAGAGCUCCAGAUUGUGCCUUUGCUCCUCYGGCUGCUAGCUCUAGUUUACAUGCCGCUAUGUGCCUAUCUUGUUAACAAAACUGCUGCGGGUCAAUUCUUACUGUAUCUGAGUGCUCACCAUCAAAAUGGUGCAAAUAUGUAUUUUAAGAACUGUGACUUUUUAAUGUAAAGUUCAGUGAACCAAUUUUUAGUCUUUGGUUCUUGGAAGUUUAAAACUUUCAUAUUAAGAGAUGCCAAACUGUAGGAACUAAGGACACUAUUUCAAUUUUGU
Molecule: messenger RNA, 3886 nt
Organism: Nothoprocta perdicaria
Lineage: Eukaryota; Metazoa; Chordata; Aves; Tinamiformes; Tinamidae
Gene: MPHOSPH8
Product: M-phase phosphoprotein 8
Exons: 14
Coding region: 1-2574 (857 amino acids)
Cellular component (GO): cytoplasm; nucleus
Molecular function (GO): protein binding
Source: RefSeq, a predicted model, not a curated record